Messenger RNA from [Torrubiella] hemipterigena, 738 nucleotides. The record is from the annotation of a GenBank genome assembly. Lineage: Eukaryota; Fungi; Ascomycota; Sordariomycetes; Hypocreales; Clavicipitaceae.
AUGGAAGGCAUUAAAGAUUUUCCUAUAGAUCACUGGAUCAGACAAUAUGCGCCAAUUUGUAAUGUUCAGCUUCAUGGUUCAAGUGCACCGAUUGUCUCGAUCAAUGAGCUGAAGAAAUUCCAUGCUAAUACCAGUGCUAUGAUUAUGGACUUCGACUUAACACUGGAUUAUGGACCUUUUGAAGGGUCUGCCGAACUGCGCGAGCGUGUCGCGGCCCUUCAUUCUACACCCGAGUACCGUCUCGAUGCCGAAAAUGUCAUCAUCACACCGGGCUCCAUUUUGGCCAAUUUCCUUAUCCUGGAUGCUAUCUGUCAACCUGGCGAUCACAUCAUCUGUCAAUACCCUGUCUUCUCGCAGCUCCAUCUUCUGCCCCAGCACCGGGGUGUGGAGGUGACUUCAUGGCAAUUGAUGAACGAUGACACGCAAGACAGUAUGUCAGCUUUGCGAGUCCUAAUUCAGAGCAAUACAAAAGCAAUAAUUUUGAAGUACAAAAACAACCCAAACAAUCCGACCGGUGCAGUAAUCACGAGAGAAAUGCUGGUUCAAAUUAUCGACAUGGCAAGAGAGGUGAAUGCCACCGUUUUUUCUGACGAAGUCUUUCAACCCUUGGUUCAUAACCCUGAGGUAAAGGCCUGUCCUCUCGUAUCUCUUGGGUAUGAGCGCUCCAUUUCGUCUGGAUCUCUUUCCAAGGUUUACGGGCUGCCUGGCAUUACACCACGACGACUGUGUCCAGGCUAG